AGGUGCCUCUUUGCCCAGUUAGCAGGGAGGUUAUGCCCUCUCCUGAUGAUGUUGACAUGGAAAAAUAGAUUUGGGUGUCAUCAGCAUACUGAUAACACCCCUGAUGAACUCUCCCAGCGGUUUCAUGUAGAUGGUAAACAACAUCAGACACAAUACAGAGCCCUGAGGGACACCACACGAAAGUUCAGAUUCCGAAGAACAACAGUCCCUGAGGGACACCAUCUGGUUAGUCCUUAAGGUGCCACCACCGAGACUGUGGUUCUCCCUCGCUGUUGGCAGCUGGUUGGGGCCAUCCGAAACCAAUUGUAGCAAACAAAAAUCUCAGCUACGACCCAUUGGGUAGUCUCCGCGGUGCCACAAGACGCCCUGUUGCUUCAGCUGCCUCCUAGAGAGUUUCCCGAGGGCCUUCUGCCAAAGGUGCCCGCCAGCAAGGCGUCCCGCCUUAAAUGGCUGUGCCUUCAGCCAAGGCAGGAGGACACUUUCUGCUCCGAGGCAGGGCUGCGCGCGCCGGCGGCCAGACUCGCCCGCGCUCCAGGCUGCUGCGAUCGCAAUCUUCCUUCCCGGUCGCAGUUCCUGGUGGCGCUUUGCUGUCUUCUCGGCUCUGCUGGAUGGAUCUCCCCAUUGCCUCGCCCCCACGUCUUCCUCCCUAGGGCCGGAGCCGAGCAAGGCAAAAGAGACGCUUACAAACGGAGGGGAAAUGCUGUAGAUGGAACAUAUAUGAAGAAAGACUUUGGACUCAGUUUUACACAUGCAACUUUGUGAUCCAAGACACCAAAUUCUCUCUUCGUUGUUUUUGUUAUUUGAGCCCAUGCAGCCCAAAACACCUGAAAUCAUUGUGUGUUGCGUUUAGCCCUAUGGCAGCACAACUCCAUAUGUGCUGUGAUGUCAAUAACUCUACCAUUAAUCCCAAUGCCUGAUGUCACCAUAGCCAUUCAAAUAUUUUUCUUGUACUAGAAACAUAGUUGGACUUUUUGGAAAGCCAGUAGAAUUGCCACCAUCAGGAGAACUGAGGUAUCUGUCCUCCAGGAAAAUGGCUGCAGAAGCACUCUAUAAUGCCGUACAAAAUGGCUCAAUUGAGGACAUCCAGAAACUGUUGGAAGACGGUGUAGAUAUCAAUUCUAAAGUGAAUAAUCAUGGCUUCACAGCUCUCCAUUGUGCGGUUUGUGACAACAAGGAGGAGAUUGUCUCCUUUCUUCUUGAAAAGGGGGCUGAUCCGCGUGCUAGAAAGGAUAAUGGCGCUACUCCUUUUAUCACAGCAGGGAUAACAGGCAAUGUGAGGCUUCUGGAGCUCUUGCUUGACUCCAGAGAAAGAAUCAAUGAGUAUGACUUCAAUGGCUUCACAGCAUUGAUGGAGGCUGCUUGGUAUGGGAAAGAGGAAGCCCUGAAAUUCCUGUAUGGCUGUGGGGCAGAUGUCAAUUUUGCCAGAGUAGUGGAUAAGGAGAAAAGGGCCCUGAAUAGAGGCGGCAGAACAGCCCUGAUGGAUGCUGCAGAGAAUGGCCACGUUGCUGUCGUCAAAGCCCUGGUAGAAGAAAUGGAAGCUGAUGUGAACAUCUGUGACAAUAAGGAUAGGAAUGCAUUAGUCCAUGCUCUGUCCAUGACUAAGAAUAAGAACUGGGACCAGGACAAAGAGGCCAUCGCCCUUUUCCUCUUACAGCAUGGGGCUGAUGUGAACAAGAAAGAUGCAUCUGAAAGAACUACCCUGAUUUUGGCAGUUGAAAACCAGAGCCAAAAGCUGGUGAGGGCUCUGUUGGAAAAAGAGCAAGUUGACAUCAAUGCUGCCGACAAAAAUGGAAGAACAGCACUAAUGGUCGCCACUGAGAAGAAAAACUGGGACAUAGCAAAGACAUUGUGUGAAAAGGGGGCGAGGACAGACAUUGGGUACCCCAUUGGAAUUGCACGUAGAACUUAUAAUCUUGAGAUGGUGAAUCUGCUUCAGCAAUAUGGUGCCAUGGCUAGUUCAAGUCAGCCCCGGAAACACUGGACCCCAAUCAGCAAACACUGGGGACCCAAGCUCCAGGAGCUCUAUGGGAAAAGCUGCGUUGCUAUUGGAAAACUCAGGAUCUACAAAGCAAAUUUUGAUUUCAGGAUCCUGGAAACCUCUCAGGGUGGUGUCUACCUGGGAUUUUAUGAUGAAAAAGAAGUGGCCGUGAAGAUAUUCAAGAGUGAAUCAGAAAAUGCCAAGUGUGAGAAAACCUGCCUUGAAAAAUGCCGUACUACCAGCAAAUAUCUGGUAAAAUUCUAUGGGUCGGAAGAAGAAAAUGCCUGUCUCUACAUUUGCCUCUCCUUGUGUGAGAAGAAUCUUGAGGAGUACUUGAAGACAUCAAAUCAUGCAACUCUGAAGAGUGAAGAUAUUCUUCGAACAGUCUUUCAGGCAGUGCAAGAGCUGCAUAUGUUUGGAUUUGGCCACCAAGAUCUGCACCCACGUAACAUUUUGAUAGAUGUUGAUGACAGAGUUUUCCUGGCAGACUUUGAUAAGUGCAGAAAACUAACUGAUGAUGAAAAAGAUCUUAUAAUCAAAGAAGACCUGAAGGCUCUCAGCAAGCUGGUUGUAUACAUUGCAAUGAGGGGCAAGGCUUGCUUUGAAGACUUGCCUACAGACUGUCCAGAUUCUGUGGAAGUGAAAGAUCUCAGAGAAAGCUUGAGCUCUUUUAAUGAAAAUACCCUAGUCCAUGAACUACUGGAACGCUUGAUAUACCACCCUUAUUUUUGGACCAAGCAGAUGAAGUACAGGUUCUUAAGAGAUGUUGGGAAUGAAGCCAGGAUACAGAAGAAUGACAGCCGGAGGACAGAAGGACAGAAGGAAAUUCUAAACAUGCUGAACUGUGAGGAGGAUCCUUUCAAAGAUUGGAAAGAAAAGAUUCACGAAGACGUUCUGGAUGAUAUGAUUAAUCAAGGGGACAAGAAGAAGAAGAAGAAGAACCAAUGCAAGAUACUCUAUGAAAACUGUGUGACAGAUUUAUUGAAACUAAUCAGGAAUGUGGGUGAACACUUUGAGGAGAAGAGCCCACAGAUACGAGACAUAAUUAAGGAGCCUAGAGAGUAUUUUCUGACGCUUUUUCCAAAUUUACCAAUUUACAUCUACCAGAAAUUGCGCAACACACAGUAUGAGAAACAUUUUCCAAAUGCUCAGAGCACUUCUCUGUUGUAACAGGGAUCAAUAGGAGAAAUCCCACAGCUGACGAUGCUGUCCCUUUAGUUCGUUUCUAUUCUAUUAAGAUACCAGAUGAAUAAAAUAAUAAAGUUUCAGGACACUCUGUGUGAAGAGAGAAUAGGAGAACAUGCAUUUGGCAGAAAGGACCUUUUAUUGUCUAUACUGUAGCUAUUGUGGCUCUUCACAUUUUUUGGUGUGCAGACAUUGCUUGCUUGAAGCGGCGGCUUUCUCUCAUCUAUUAUUAACCAUUCACCAUGACAUGACUGGGAAUGUAAUCUCUGAAUUUUAUGCUCUGGCUGUGGAGAGUGAAAAUAAAUACUUUUCGUUAUA
Molecule: messenger RNA, 3481 nt
Organism: Hemicordylus capensis (graceful crag lizard)
Lineage: Eukaryota; Metazoa; Chordata; Lepidosauria; Squamata; Cordylidae
Gene: RNASEL
Product: ribonuclease L
Exons: 7
Coding region: 1031-3148 (705 amino acids)
Biological process (GO): protein phosphorylation; mRNA processing
Molecular function (GO): ATP binding; RNA nuclease activity; protein kinase activity
Source: RefSeq, a predicted model, not a curated record